AUGAGGGGGAAGCUCCUCCGAAUCACCCACUACUACCGCGACUCACUCUGGGAGACAGCAGAGGGCUCGUACGUCCCCAACAGGGGCUUCCUGCCGGACCUGGUUGUACCCGACCCUGAUGCCGCACCUGCCCCGUCAGAUGGAGCAGCACCUGAAGAUUCACCUGAUGGCGGCUCCAGUGCUGCUGGGGCUGGAGAGGGGGAGGGCGAAGCGGGGCGGGGUGAGGGGAGGGGUGAUGAAGGGAGAGAGGACGUUGCCGGGGAUGGUACAGCAGCAGCAGGAGAGGGAGCAGCAGCAGCAGCAGCAGCAGCGGUGGCGGCAGCAGGAGAUACAUCAGAGGAACUGUCCAAUCACGUGCUGCCAUGUCGGCCACCCGGCACAACAGUGGACAUAAAGAAGUCGUCUCACAAGAAGCUGAGCAAGUGGCUGCAUGCCAAGGCUGUUGAUGGGCUGAUAAGCGGCAAGGAGGACAAGCACAGAAAGGAGUUCAUCCUCUCUUCCAUCAACUACCGCCACCCAACCCUCAUCGCCUUCACACCAGACUAG
Closterium sp. Yama58-4 is the source of this 546-nucleotide messenger RNA. NCBI's taxonomy places the organism in Eukaryota, Viridiplantae, Streptophyta, Zygnematophyceae, Desmidiales, Closteriaceae. The record is from the annotation of a GenBank genome assembly.